AUGCCUCGUAGCAGCUUGAAGAAGAGCGAUAGCCCUAUCCGUCCGAAGCAUGUCACUACAAUCGGUUCUACAAUGACUCCGGAUCGAACGCCGAGUGCUCGACAGUUACUUCAAAAGCUGGAGAAGCAAGAAGAGGAACAUCAGAAGCAGUUUCAAGAGAUGCGUUCAUUUUAUGAAGAGAAACUGAUUCGUUAUGAUGCGAUGCAAGUUCGUUAUAUGGCUGCUCGAGAGCAACAGGAGUCGUUGAUUAACCGAAUAAAGAAACUGGAAAAAGAUUUAGAUGCCAUAAAAGAUAAGAAAGAAAAAGCUGAAGCAGAAUUGAUGAAGGAGAAAUCUAACAGGCUUCAACAAAUGAACGAACAAUUCGCUGGUUUACAAAAAGAUCUGACGACGGCAAAUCAGUUGAUUCACAUAUGGGAAACAACAUCCGAUGAUCUUGAAAAGCGUGUUGAUUCGUUGACGCAUUUCGCUGAACGAAUACUGUCAGUCAAGAAGAAAACGCCGAAAGUGAAAGCGGAUUCCUCUAAGAAUCACCCUACAGGAACGGAUGUUGAUAUGAUAUCAAGUGACAGUUCAUCUUCAUCAUCAGAUAGCGAUACUGCAGAAACGGUUGUUAUUAUCGAUAAUGAAGAUGACAGCGAUGAAGAAAACAAAGAAAAUGAGCGUAAUGCUCAGAACGAUCAAUCGACUGAAGAAACUCAAAUUAAUUUGCUCCGGAAAAGAAAGAAAACAGUCGAGAAUAAACUCAAACAACUCACUUCGUUGAUCAAAAAUAUGCAAAAGAACAUGUCCGUUGCAAAAUCUCAACUGAAGAUGAAACUCUCCACUGUAGUUACUCUUCAGCAAGACAUUAAAAGAUUGCAAAUAGCAAAUAAUGCACUUAAAGAGAAAUGCGAGCAACUUGAAAAGGAUACAACGAAGAAAGGAGGCGAUGAAAUGAAAAAACUUGUUGAGCGAUUGCACGAUUUGGAAUCUAUUUCGCAGAAUGCCCUCAAAUCAGUCGAAUCAUCCGCCAGUGCACUUUCUCGGAUCGAUAAUCAAAGAAGUGAAUACAGACAAAUAUUCAAUACGUCAAUCGAAGAUAUCGAUCAGUUAUGUCUCAUCCUCAAAGAGUACUUGCAUAGCAAAAGUCAGUCAUCGACUGUUCACACCAAUGGUGACACUGAAAUGGAAACGGAGCACUGCACUGCUCUAACAAAUUCAACAACAUUGAAUGAGAUUCAGAAGGCUAGCGAACCAUCCGAUAUGUCAAACGCGAUAUCAUCACAGAAGCCGUCCAGUAGUUCAGGGGAUCCUUCGAGUCAAACAAAUAAAUCCUCGAUCGUUACUACUGAUCAGCAAACCACCACCAUAUCCGAGAGUGCAGAAGCGAUAAGCCCUAGUGAUGCGAUAGGUAAUAAUGCUCUUAAAGAAGAUAAGUUGAGCAAUAAAAGUUGCAUCAAUUCAUUAAAUCUGUCUGAUUGUAGCAUCUUAACACUCAGCAGAACGAGUUUCCUUGAAAUGGAGGAUUCCCCGGGAUCAGAUGCAUGCAAAACAUCUCAUCAAAUGGAGCAAACGACCACUUCAUCGGUGACAUCUGAAGGCGCACCACCAUCCAAAAUAACGCAAUCACAAUGGCUUUGUGCAAAGAGAACCACCAAUCUUCAUUAG
Molecule: messenger RNA, 1650 nt
Organism: Anisakis simplex (herring worm)
Lineage: Eukaryota; Metazoa; Nematoda; Chromadorea; Rhabditida; Anisakidae
Source: the annotation of a GenBank genome assembly